This is a messenger RNA of Lytechinus pictus (painted urchin), 2743 nucleotides long. Its product is annotated as 2-(3-amino-3-carboxypropyl)histidine synthase subunit 1-like. Gene Ontology annotation, molecular function: 2-(3-amino-3-carboxypropyl)histidine synthase activity. Lineage: Eukaryota; Metazoa; Echinodermata; Echinoidea; Temnopleuroida; Toxopneustidae. Bases 212 to 1528 code for a protein of 438 amino acids. The record is from RefSeq and is a predicted model, not a curated record. The transcript has 13 exons. Gene Ontology annotation, biological process: protein histidyl modification to diphthamide.
GCGUCCUUUUGAAGACAUACUACACUUUUUUGGUCGCUAAAUUUAUCCAAGAUCGACAGCGAAGCCGUAUUGGUCGCCCACCAAGAGCGACAUCAUCAAGGUCCGAUAUCGAGGUCUGAAGAAGGGUUAGUUUUAUUCCCGUUAUCUCCCAGAUUCAACUAGACUAGGCUAACUACGAUAGUACCUGGGGCCUGCUGUAUGGUUUUCUAACAUGAGUGAUGAUAACAAAGGACCACUGGUAAUCUCUGCAAAAGAGAAAACACCUAAACGAGUCACCCCAGGAAAACCUAGAAAAGGUGGAACAGUGAUUGGUCAGGUCCCAGAUGACCUCAGGAACGAUCCAUUACUCCAAGAUGCCAUGAAGAGUCUUCCCCAAAAUUAUAAUUUUGAAAUCCCAAAGACGAUAUGGCGGGCAAGGUCUAUUGGUGCGAAAAGAGUUGCUCUUCAGUUUCCAGAAGGCCUGCUUCUAUUUGCUUGCACAAUUGCAGAUAUCAUUGAGAGGUUUACCGAUGCAGACACAUUGAUCAUGGGUGAUGUGACCUAUGGGGCAUGUUGUGUGGAUGACUUCACAGCUAGAGCCCUCGGGGCAGACCUCAUGGUUCAUUAUGGACAUAGCUGCUUGGUUCCGAUCAACAUCACAUCAGAUAUCAACAUGCUGUACGUCUUUGUGGAUAUCCAGAUUGAUACAGCUCACUUCAUAGACACAAUCAGACACAACUUCGAUCCUGGGUCAGCUAUAGCUCUCGUCAGUACUAUCCAGUUCAUUGGAGCCUUGCAUGCUUCUGCAGGAGAGUUGAAGUCAGACUACACUGUGGUACUACCUCAAGCUAAACCUCUCUCAAAAGGAGAAAUAUUAGGCUGCACGGCACCUCAACUCAGUCAAGUUGAUCACAUUGUUUAUUUAGGAGAUGGUAGAUUUCAUCUGGAAUCCAUCAUGAUAGCUAAUCCAUCCAUCGAAGCUUACAAGUAUGACCCAUACAGCAAAGAAUUCACCAGGGAGUAUUACGAGACGGAGCGAAUGCAUGGUUUACGUCAAGAAGCAAUUGAGAAGGCCAGACAUGGCAAGAAGAUUGGUCUCAUCUUGGGUACCCUGGGAAGACAGGGCUCUCCUAAAGUUCUUGAGAGUCUGAAGGAACAAGUGACAAAGGCAGGGAAGGAGUAUGUUGUUGUUCUUCUGUCUGAAAUCUUCCCUCAAAAGUUAGAAUUGUUUGCUGACAUUGAUGCCUGGGUGCAGAUUGCUUGUCCACGUCUGUCCAUCGACUGGGGAUAUGCCUUCCCUAAGCCCUUACUAUCACCAUAUGAGGCUGCUGUAGCCUUCAAGUCCACUGAAUGGCAAUCACGUUACCCUAUGGAUUUUUAUGCUAACGAUAGCCUGGGUCCAUGGACGCCUAACAACCAAGCUCAUCGACCUACAAGACAUACUAGGAAAUCAAAAAUUGCAAAAGAUAAAAGUGAAACCUCAAAGGACAUUCUGAAAACUGAGGGCGCAACAUCAGUUUCUCCUCAGCUAGAUGAGACAAAUAGAUGAUAGUGCAAGUCGUUAAGAAAAUUGAGUGCUAGAAGACUGUCAAACAUCAGGGUACAAAUCAGUGGAGAGUGGUGAAUUCAUGACAUACUAUCAACUCAUGAGGGUGCCUUGAUUAAUUCAACAAAUCUUUGAAAAAUCAUAUCUCUUGACUGAGUAUUCAGUCUUAUUGAAAUUUUGCACUGAGGAUUAUUGCAUUUUAAUCAUUUUCUCAUCAUUUGGAUUACAGAGUGAUUGAACAUUGUUUGAUGAGAAGAGAAUUAAAGAUCAGUGAAACUAUAACUUGGAUAAUUUUAUCAUUGGCACCUCUUGUGGAGUUACUGAGCUACCACAGAAAUCUUCAGUCCUCGACUUCAAGUAGCCACCUCUGUAACUAGCCUCCUCCUCCUCACCUUCCUUAUAGUGGUACCCAUUCCCACUAUAAUAGGUCCUAAUUAUUUGUUAUGGUAUCCAUAGCAUUUAUUGUCAUCAGUUCUACAAAGGAGAAACUAAGAAUCGGUUUGGUGACCGUUUGACUGAGUAUUUUAGAUCCAUAUGACUCAACAUGGACUGGAUAACUUGUUUUUUAGCACCUUUAAUUUUCACAAUAAUUAUUUUGAGAACUUUGAAAAUGUGCGCAGUCUGCAGCCCACCCAAUACCAAUAAUAUACACAAGCAGGAAGGUAAACAUUAAUUUUCAACUUGGUUGCCUCCAACCAAUAGGGAUAAAUGUUUCACGCACAUUUCCUAUCACAUAAUUUUAUUUCCUUUUCUUUUAUUUUGCUUCCUAUUGUUUUGUUUUCUACUUUCUUCCUCUUUCUUCUUUAUAGUCUUUAUCCUCUGUUUUCCCUUUUCUCUGUUUUUGUUGUUGUCCUAAUGGCUUUUCUUCAUUUCUCAUACUAUCCCUUCUCCACUCUUAUUUUUUAUUAUUAUUUUUUUUAUAUUCUCUUAUUUUCUUUAUUUAUCAUAAUUCAUUUACUUGAUUUUUCCUCCUUUUUAAUUUUUCAAUUUUUUACCCUUUUUCUCACCCCUUUCCUAUUCUGUUGUUGCCCUCUCUUUCCUCAGUAUAUUUUUCUGAUAUAUUGUUGCUACAUCACCAUUUGGCAUGCUUUGCUUUUUGUUGUGAUCUGUUGACUUUAAUAAAUGUCAUUCCUUGAUAAAGGGCUAUAGUUGAAAUAUCAUACAUUUUUUUUGCAUAUUGAGUUUCCUUAUACAAAUAAAUAAAUAAAUAUAUCUUAA